Argentina anserina (silverweed cinquefoil) is the source of this 1792-nucleotide messenger RNA. RefSeq names its product crocetin glucosyltransferase 3-like. Gene Ontology annotation, molecular function: UDP-glucosyltransferase activity. The record is from RefSeq and is a predicted model, not a curated record. The coding region runs from base 51 to 1517 and encodes 488 amino acids. The transcript has a single exon. NCBI's taxonomy places the organism in Eukaryota, Viridiplantae, Streptophyta, Magnoliopsida, Rosales, Rosaceae.
UCCAGAACUAUUUCAGUGCUAGCAGCAAGAGAAUCAAAGAGUGUAAGAGAAUGGGUUUUGCUAAGGAACACAUAGUGAUGCUACCAUUCUUGGCUCAAGGCCAUCUGAUCCCAUUUCUAGCCCUUGCCAAGAAAAUCCAGCACAGAACUGGCUUCAGCAUCACCAUAGCCACCACCGCACUCAACGCUCAAUACCUUCGUUCUGCACAACCCAACACCAACAUCCACUUGGCCGAGCUUCCCUUCCACAGCGAAGAUUAUGGCCUCCCGCCCAACACGGAGAACACAGAGGAUUUACCUCUUCAUUUAAUCGGCAACCUCUUCGUUGCGUCGCAACAUCUCGAAGCUCCGACUCGCCGUAUGGUCUCCGACAUCACCGAGAAGGAAGGUAAGCCCCCGCUUUGUUUAAUUUCCGACGUGUUUUUUGGGUGGGCUGUGAAUGUUGCCAAAAGCUCUGGCACUGUGAAUAUCGCUUUCACCACCAGUGGGGCUUAUGGCACGGCAGCGUACAUGUCACUCUGGCAACAUCUCCCUCAGCGUAGUGUGUCUUCAGACGAUGAGGAGUUUCACCUUCCGGGGUUCCCCGAACGGUGUCGCUUGACGCCGUCUCACUUGCACCCGUUUCUGAGAGCCGCCGACGGUAAUGAUUCUUGGUCGAGAUAUUUCCAGCCGCAGAUCGCGCUCGCGACGAAGUCUGGUGGUUGGAUAUGCAACACGGUUGAGGAAAUCGAGCCGUUUGGACUAGAGGUGUUGCGAGAUUACCUUAAGGUUCCUGUUUGGUCUAUAUUGGCUUCGAACAUUUCCAGCAAAAAAUAUUCCGGCAAGAAAUCUGGAGUUUCAACCGAGAAAUGCAUAGAGUGGCUGGACUCGCACGCUUCUGAAUCCGUGGUGUAUAUCUCGUUUGGUUCUCAGAACACGAUCAGUGCUUCCCAGAUGAUGGAAUUGGCCAAAGGGUUGGAAAAGAGCGGGAAGCCGUUUGUGUGGGUCAUAAGGCCGCCGGUGGGUCAAGACUUAAAGGGAGAAUUCCGACCGGAAUGGCUGCCGGAACGUUACGAGGAGCGUAUGAGGGAGACGAAGCAGGGGCUGCUGAUACACAACUGGGCGCCACAGCUUGACAUACUGGCACACACGGCGACGCGGGCGUUUGUGAGUCACUGCGGGUGGAACUCGGUGGUGGAAAGCUUAAGCAGAGGAGUGCCGAUCAUUGGGUGGCCGCUGGCGGCGGAGCAGUCGUAUAACUCGAAGAUGUUGGUGGAGGAGAUGGGAGUGAGUGUGGAGCUGACGAGGGGUGUUAAGAGUAAUGUGGUGGCAGAGGAGGUGAGGAGAGUGAUUGAGUUGGUAGUCAAUGAGAAUGGGGAGGGUGGUGAGAUGAGGAGGAAGGCUGGUGAGAUUAUGGGGAAGAUAAGAGGAGCUGCAGGGGAGGAUGGUGAAGCAAUGGGAUCUUCUGCUGAAGCCAUGGAUGAUUUAGUUUCUAAACUUCUAUCACAAAGAGAAGGAAUAGUAUCAGAAAUUCCAUAAUUAUGUAUUUUUCAAUUAGGAGGGAAGCAGAAUUAUGAAUGUGGCAUUUCUGUCUUCUGACGACUUAGAAUUUGCUCCUAGGCUUUGCGAAAUUGAGAUUGUGCACUGAAGUUUAAUUGAAUGAAACCAAACAUUCUGGCAUAUAUAGCUGUGUUUCAACUACGGAUGAGAUUCUUUGCAUGUACACACAAUGCAUUGGUUAAACGCGCCGGCUUAGUGUGUUUUAACUUUUAACCAACGGUACAAACCUGAAUGGAUUCAGAGUUUGUAUCUAU